Molecule: messenger RNA, 3822 nt
Organism: Dromaius novaehollandiae (emu)
Lineage: Eukaryota; Metazoa; Chordata; Aves; Casuariiformes; Dromaiidae
Gene: DTX4
Product: deltex E3 ubiquitin ligase 4
Exons: 9
Coding region: 293-2128 (611 amino acids)
Biological process (GO): Notch signaling pathway; protein ubiquitination
Cellular component (GO): nucleoplasm
Molecular function (GO): ubiquitin protein ligase activity; zinc ion binding
Source: RefSeq, a predicted model, not a curated record
CCGGGGGAGCGCUCGCGCGCGGGCGCGCGCGCGCUCGCGCCUCGGUGCGCGCGGGGCCGCGCGUGUGUUUGUGUGCGUGCGGCAGUCGGGAGGGCGGCGAGGCGGCGGUGCGAGGGGGAGCCGCCUCCUCCUCCUCCUCCUCCUCCUCCUCCUCCUCCUCCCGGCGCCGCGGGGGCCUCGCAGCGCCCGGCAGCACCGAAAAAGAAAGGGGCAGAAGGGGAGAAAAAGGGGGGGAAACCCGGGAGCAUGCGGGCGGCGCGGCGGGGGCGCGGCGCCUGAGGCGGGGGCGGCCAUGCUGCUGGCCUCGGCCGCCGUGGUGUGGGAAUGGCUCAACGAGCACGGGCGCUGGCGGCCCUACGGGCCGGCCGUGAGCCACCACAUCGAGGCGGUGGCCCGCGCGGGGCCGCGCGCCGGCGGCAGCGUGGUGCUGGGCCAGGCCGACAGCCGCCUGGCGCCCUACAUCAUCGACCUGCAGUCCAUGCACCAGUUCCGCCAGGACACGGGCACCAUCCGCCCCGUGCGGCGCAGCUACUACGACCCGUCGUCGGCGCCGGGCAAGGGCGUCGUGUGGGAGUGGGAGAACGACAGCGGCUCCUGGACGCCCUACGACAUGGACGUGGGCAUCACCAUCCAGCGGGCCUACGAGAAGCAGCACCCCUGGGUGGACCUGAGCGCCAUCGGCUUCUGCUACGUCAUCGACUUCGCCACCAUGGGCCAGAUCAACCGGCAGACCCGCCGCAAGCGCCGCGUCCGCCGCCGCCUUGACAUGAUCUACCCGCUGGUCUCGGGCGCCUUGCCCAAGUCCCAGUCGUGGCCGGCCAGCCCCGGCGCCGCCGCCGCCGCCUCGCCGCCGCCGCCCGCCUGCACGUGUCCCCAGUGCCUCCUGGUCCGCAGCGUCAAGGCGGCGGCGGCGGCGGCGGGCGGCCCCGCGGCCCCGCAGCAGCGCAGGGCGGCCGCGCCGGCCCCGGGGGCCGCGGUGCCCCACGGCGCGGCCGGGCCGCCCGCCGGGGCGCCCCAGGCGCUGGCUUCCCAAGGGGGCCGGCGGCAGGCGGCCAGCGCCCCGGCGUUGAGCGCCGCCGGCUCGGCAUCCGGGCCCGGCGGGGCGGGCGACGGCAAGGCGCCUCGCCCGGGCCUCGGCACCCUCAACCGCAGCCACCUGCAGCGCUUGGCCAUCGCCCAGUCCCGGGUGCUCAUCGCCUCCGGGGUCCCCACCGUCCCCGUGAAGAACCUCACCGGCUCCAGCCCCGUCAACCCGGCGCUGGCAGGCAUCACGGGGAUCCUGAUGAGCGCCGCCGGGCUGCCCGUCUGCCUCACGCGGCCCCCCAAGCUGGUGCUGCACCCGCCGCCCGUCAGCAAAAGCGACAUCCAGGCCAUCCCCGGCAUCUCCCACACCUGCCGCAAGACCACCAAGAAGCAGGCCAAGAAGGGGAAAACCCCGGAGGAGGUCCUGAAAAAGUACCUGCAGAAGGUGCGGCAUCCCCCGGACGAGGACUGCACCAUCUGCAUGGAGCGCCUCUGCGCGCCCUCCGGCUACAAGGGGCCGCAGCCGGCCGUCAAGCCCGAGCUGGUGGGCAAGCUGGCCAAGUGCGGGCACGUCUUCCACCUCCACUGCCUCGUCGCCAUGUACAACAACGGCAACAAGGACGGGAGCCUGCAGUGUCCGACCUGCAAAACCAUCUACGGGGUGAAGACCGGCACUCAGCCCCCUGGGAAGAUGGAGUAUCACAUCAUCCCUCACGCGCUGCCCGGCCACUCCGACUGCAAAACCAUCCGCAUCAUCUACAACAUCCCGCCGGGGGUGCAGGGACCGGAGCAUCCGAACCCCGGGAAAAGCUUCACCGCCCGCGGCUUCCCACGGCACUGUUACCUGCCGGACAGCGAGAAGGGCAGGAAGGUACUGAAGUUGCUGUUGGUGGCCUGGGACCGGCGCUUGAUCUUUGCCAUCGGGACCUCCAGCACCACGGGCGAGUCGGACACCGUGAUCUGGAACGAGAUCCACCACAAGACGGAGUUCGGCUCCAACCUCACCGGCCACGGCUACCCCGACGUCAACUACCUGGACAACGUGCUGGCUGAGCUCGCGGCCCAGGGCAUCACCGAGGAGAGCUUAGCCCAGGAGAAGGACUGAGACUGGCGGGGAGGCGAGGGAAGGGGCCCCCCCAUCGCGGGCGGCCGCCCUUGGUACCUGCUGCCGCCUCCCCGCGCCCUGGCUCGCCGCCGCCUCUUCCGUCCCGCCGUAUCCCGCUCCGAGGAGAAAGCCGGCGGAGAAACCAGGCCGGGGCUUUGCACGGAGGAGCUGGAGACCCUCCGUCCCCGGUGCUCGGUCGGUGGGAGCAUCCCCAGGCCGGGGCCUGCUGGGGACGUGGGAGAAGGUCGUUUUGGACACCCCCUUCCCUUCCCUGGAGGUGGCCGCGAGCUCUGGGAGGGGAAGCGAAAGGCCGAAGUCUGGAAGCGGCCUCCCCGGCGACGAGGGAGCCGUCCUGCCCCAUGGAGCCCGCGAGGAUUUGGACCAACCCCAGUGCCACGUCCGGGCUUGUCACCGGUUACUUGUUGUCACCUUGCUGCCACGCCGGGAGCUGGAGAGGUGCCAGGGCCAGGCAGCCCUGUCCUGUCCCUCCUGUCCCUCAUCAGGACAUGCCUGGCCUGGCCCCGUCCCCCCGCAGCCCCUCUCCCCAAAUCUUGGGGCCGGAGGGCUGGGGAGCGGGACUGGGGGUCCCCCCCUGCCUCGCUGUCCCCCGUCGCUCCGGCCCGGACUCGUCCCGCAGUCGUUUCUUCGUUCGUUUGUCCUGUCCGGCGCAUCCCAACCGGUCUCCUGUGUCCGUGCAGGGGGGGCGCCGUGUCCGUCCGUCUCGGCCGGCCCCGCUCCGUGUGUGCCCCCCCCAGCUCUCUGUUUGGCCGUGGCUGCGCCCUGCGGGGUCACCGUGUCCCGGUUUCGGAGAGGGACCAGCGGGGGGGUGGGGGGCCCGUUCCCCGGCCCCAUCUCCCAGCCCUCCCGCCGUCGGUAUGGGGGGGGGUCCCCCCCUUGCCUUUCAUAUACCUCAUGUUUUGGGGGUGUCUUGUAUGUGUGUACAUAGAGGUUGCGUCCUGCUGGGGGGGGGGGGGGCUGGUCGUGCUCCCCCCCCUUUGCCCCAAGGUCCCCCCCGUCCGACAAGAGCACCCAGGGGAUGGAGGGGGGGCAGAGCCCGCUGCUCCCCGACCCCCCCCAGCCCCGAAUCGCUCCCUAUGGGGUCGGCUCCUCCAGGUUUGACCCCCCGGGUUGCGUUUCCCCCCGUGCCCGGGGGGCCGCGGGGGGCCGGCGAAGGGGGAUGGGGGGGGCACGUCCUGCUGUGAACCGUUGUGUCGUCGUCGCUGUCACCCCCCUCCCCGUGUGUGCGCGGUGCCGCCCCGCCGGAGGGGACAAUAAACGGCUGGCGGGGGACGCUCGCUGUCUCCGUCCCGUCCCUCGUCUUCUGUCCGUCUGUGUGGCCGGGCUGGCGGGGCGGGGGGGGCGAUUUGUUCUACCUCGGGGGGGGGGGGCAAACAACAACAACAACAACAACAACAACAACAACAACAACAACAACAAUCUCUUUUCUCCAGGGAAACCCUCUUUUUUGGGCAGCUCUGCCGAAAAAGCAGAACUGGAGCUAUGCAAAACCCUUGCGAGCCCGGGGAGCGGGGUGGGGGGGGGACCAAGGCGGGGGUCCCCGGCCCCAGGUGCCGGAUCGACGCCUCCGCUACGACGCAGUCUUACUUUAAUAAGGUUUUUUUUUCUUUUUAAUGCCGUGUUGCCUAUGCAAUUAGUCGCCGGCCCCGAAAUAAAAAUCGCUCCGUGCCUCUUUG